GGUGUGGCGGAGGAAGGCCCGCCUUCUGCAAUAGAGAAGAAGGAUCCGUAGACGGACAAGAGCUGUUGAAAAUGGUGGAGAGCCUCCAUGAAAGCAAGUACGGAACUCGCCACAGCCAAACAGAUCCGGUGAAGUAAACCAAAGGCACAGCUUAGUUUCAAAGCCUGCCAAAAUAGAGGUUGAACACAAACAUGCAAAAUCUGCCUUCUGGAGCUUGAAGAUAACUCAUGAAUCUCUACCACGGAGACACUGCAUCCCACAAUGAUGUCUAUGCCAGUGAGGGCGUCCCGGAAGUGGAACUGGUUAACAUGCUAGAAGACCAACUACCACAGUACAAAUUAAGAGUUGACUCAUUGUACCUCUGUGACCACCAAGAAUGGAUCAAAUCCCCAACACACCAAAGCAGCGGUCUUGGAGGCCUGUCUCCUGUCCUGGCCGAGGAUACCUUCCGUUACAUGACUUUUGUAGAAGUUCCUUCCUCCUCUCUGGAGUCCAGCCAGUGUUCACAAGUACUUGGCUCCGAGCGAGUGGAACAGAUGAGCAGGAGCUAUAAUGACAGUGAUAUGCUCAGCCAUAUGCUAGCAGAGAGGGAUAGGGACCUGGAACUAGCAGCUCGCAUUGGAAAGGCCCUUCUGAAAAGAAACCACUUCUUGACAGAGCAGAAUGAGUCUUUGGAAGAACAGUUAACACAGGCUCUAGACCACAUAAAUCAACUCCAACAUGAAUUAUCUAAGAAGGAUGAUCUACUCAGAGUUGUGUCCAUUGCCUCAGAAGAGAGUGAAACAGACUCCAGCUGUUCUACCCCUUUGCGUUCCAAUGACUCAUUCACCCUGACACAUAGUCUUCUGCAACUGGACAACUUGCAUGGAAAGCUCAAGGAGCUGGAGGAGGAAAACCUGGCCCUGCGCUCACAGGCAAGCCACCUGAAAACAGAAACCUUAACCUAUGAGGAAAAGGAACAGCAGUUGGUCAUUGAUUGUGUAAAAGAAAUAAGGGAAUCCAAUUUCCAAAUUGGUCAACUAACAGAUGAUUUGAAUAAAAAAUCUGAGGAAAUUGUUCGCUAUCAAGAGGAAAUAUCAACGGUUCUAUCACAGAUUGUUGAUCUUCAACACAAACUAAGAGAGAGCGCAAUAGAGAAAGAGGAGUUAAAGAUUCACCUUCAGGCAUCCAAGGAGGCACAGAGGCAGCUGACUGCUGAAGUCCAUGAGUUACAGGACCGGAAUGCCGAGUGCCAAGGAAUGCUGCAGGAGUCUCAGGACGAAUUGAAAAUGCUGCGAAACAAAGCCAGCCCAUCGUCUCUUCUUCGAAGGCCCCAGUCAUGUUGUGUGAUUCCAGUGGAUUCCUUAGCAGCUGAGAUUGAAGGCACUAUGAGGAGACAACUAAGCAUGGAUGAAAGUUUAAACUUUGAGGAAAGAAAGUAUCAGCCAAAACGUGUUUUUGACACUGUAAAGGUUGCAAAUGAUCUCCGCAGCCGAUCGGCUUCAUUUCCUCUUCCUUUGCCAAUACCCGGCUCAAAUCGCUCAGGUGUAGUAAUGACGGCUUUGCCAUUUGAAUCUGGUGUGAAAACUGAGCAGAAGAAACUUAAUGAAUCCACAUCUGAAAAAGAUUUGAAACAGAGACAGCUUGUUAGAAAUAAUUCAAAGCCGGAAACCCCCCAGGACAAUACUUUAGAAGCCGCAAUUAACAGGUUGCACCUGAGAAGGCAGAACUAUCUGAGUGAGAAGCAAUUUUUUAUAGAGGAACAUGAGAGGAAACUCAAACUGUUGGAUAAUGAAGGGGAAACCAGUGGCUGUUGCACACCAACUGAAAGUGUCCUCUCCAUGGGAACGCGCUACUCUGACUUCACAGAUUGCUCUUCCACCUCCAGUACUCUACGUAGCCUCCUCCCGGAGAAACUUCAGAUUGUCAAACCCCUGGAGGGCUCCCAGACCCUCCAUCAAUGGCAACAGCUGGCCCAACCCAACUUGGGUACCAUUUUGGAUCCCCGUCCUGGUGUUCUGACCAAAGGUUUCAAACCACUACCGGAGGAUGCUGAAUACCACCUUUGUGAUUUGGAGGAGGAUGAAAAGGAAGAAGAUGAGGGAGGCAUAACAUUUCAAGUACAAGAAAGUGUCAAUGUCCCAAAGCCAUCUCUAAAUAUAUUUCUGCCGCCCACGAGUGUGUCUUCAGCCGCAGCAUCUGCCCCAAACCCUGGCAAGUGUCUGUGCAGCACAUUCUCCACGUUUACGUUUACCACGUGCCGUAUUCUUCAUCCCACUGACGUCACUCAGGUUACUCCAAGCUCCAUGUAUAGUGCAACAUCAUGUGGCAGCAGUAGUAUCUGUUCCACAAGCACUUUACGAAGUUCCCCAGCUUUGUCUUGUCUGCCGAGUGUAGGGGAAAUUCCCAGCAAAGUAAGAGAUUGCACAAGCAAUUUGAGCAGCACCAGCAACUUGACCAAACUCCUGCAGGAGCAGGGAAUAUCUGCCAAGAUGAAUAGUGACUUUGUUGCAGAGAAGCCACAACCUCAACGUCCAAACAACCUAACUCUUCCAUCAACCCCACCCAAUUCUCCCACACAUUCUCCUUGUCCGUCCCCUAUGACUUGUGAGCCACGGACAAAUACCUCUGAUAAUUUCCUUGCUGUUUCAAGGCCAGCUGAGAGUUUUCUGCAGGAAAUGUAUGGAUUAAAGCAUACCCGUAACCAACCUGAUUUGGGGCAGAUGAAGAUGAAUUUGGUGGAACGAUUGAAGAGACUGGGGAUUGCAAGGGUAGUCAACAAACCAGAAAGAAGUGUUGAAGGGCAGAGUCCAAUGCUAAACAAUGGAUUGAAACGACAAGAAUCAGCUGUGUUUGUUGCUCCCAGUAGCAGCAUGUUAGGUGGACUGAGGAGAAAUCAGAGUCUACCAGCUCUAAUUGGUGGACUUGUACCCCAAGUUUGCACAUCUUCUCCAAAAAUGGGUAGCCUAAAAGAAGACUAAAUGUAUAAAAAAAAAUUUUGUUAGCAGUCCACUGCGUGAAGUAGGAUUCCUUUGUUUUCUGAUUGAGAAGUUAGGUUGUUGAGGGCUUAAGCAUGUAGCAAACGGAAAAGAUUUUCAUAAGAUUUAGAGUUUGAAAGACAGAGCUGUUGGAAGUAAUGUUCAAAGUUGGAUCAGGGAUGUAGUUAUGGGAAUGUUUUAUCGAAGAGUUAAAGAAAGAGGAGUCUGGAAGGUGAGGAUUUUAAAAGUAGUAAUGGGCAUCAAAAGACAACUUCUGUGGAAAAUUGAUCUGUCCCAUAAUAUUAAAAGAAUGCAAUUGCAGAAAAAAACAAAGAAAAGCAUGUAAUUGAGUUUGUAGAAGUAGCAGUAGUGAAUGUCUUCUUUUCUCCUUUACAGAAUCAAAAUCAGCCAGCUUUCUUGUAGAAUUCACAGUUAUUAAAUCUUUGACCAUGUUGUAUUUAAAAAAAAAAAAAUACCUUUGUAAAAUUACAUAGAUACUGUUGAACGUCAAUAGGGUUAUUUAAUUGGACCAAAAUAUAGUUAUAAGUGUUUGCAAUUGCAUAGAACAAAAGAAAUACAUAUAUACAUUAUAUCUGGCCAUUUGAAAGCAGCAUCAUCUUUUUAUGGUCUGAUAUUGGCAAGAAAGAAGCACAGUUUUGUAUGCCUAAAAGCUGCCUUGUUUUACCUCUGUUCAGGUGCAGUUGGUAUUUGUCAUUUUUGCGACUGCCUGAUACUUGUUUGGUAUGGUGUGUUUAACUUGACCCUUUUGCCCUUCUUUAUGCAUUAAAAUAAUCAACUUAACAAUAGAUGGAUGUGAAUACCCACUGUGGCAUGUUUUGUCUGUAUUGUAAAAUCUAAACUUGAUUUAAUGAUAAAGCAAAAAAUAAAAAAACAAACACUAUAUAAUGUA
Molecule: messenger RNA, 3867 nt
Organism: Spea bombifrons (plains spadefoot toad)
Lineage: Eukaryota; Metazoa; Chordata; Amphibia; Anura; Pelobatidae
Gene: TRAK2
Product: trafficking kinesin protein 2
Exons: 18
Coding region: 228-2960 (910 amino acids)
Biological process (GO): neurogenesis; anterograde axonal transport of mitochondrion
Cellular component (GO): dendrite
Molecular function (GO): GABA receptor binding
Source: RefSeq, a predicted model, not a curated record